Messenger RNA from Exophiala aquamarina CBS 119918, 2235 nucleotides. RefSeq lists its product as uncharacterized. Bases 1 to 2235 code for a protein of 744 amino acids. The transcript has a single exon. The record is from RefSeq and is a predicted model, not a curated record. NCBI's taxonomy places the organism in Eukaryota, Fungi, Ascomycota, Eurotiomycetes, Chaetothyriales, Herpotrichiellaceae.
AUGUACAUGCAUUUAAAUGCGUCCACCCCACCGACAUCCGACCCCCAGCCAGAUCCAGGAAAAUUCAAUCCACCGACAAGCCCAACCGGGCUCGCGACUCCCUCAAACAUCCUCAACUUCACUUAUCAGUCCUGCUACACCGAAAUUACUGUUGGGCGAGCCCUUUCAUCCUUUGUUUUGGCAGACUCCAGCAUCACUUUGCAAACAUGUGCAUCAAAUUGUACUCAAUACCAGUAUUUCGGGGUCGAGUAUGGCCGCGAGUGUUACUGUGGCAAUAGUCUUGGAUCUGGCUCUGUUCCUGCCGCCGAUGGCCGCUGCAAUAUGGCGUGUGCAGGGAAUUCCAGCAUGGCUUGUGGCGGACCAAAUGGAUUGACACUCUACAAGAAUCCUAAUUUCGAAGCCAAUCCAGAUGCUCCCAGUACUCCGCCAAGUCCAGUGGGCCCUUCGAUUGUCUCGAGCAUUGGCAACUGGCAGUAUGUCGACUGCUACAUUGAGAUACCUGGUCGAGCGUUAACCGGUAAGGCCGUCGCAAGUAAUGACAUGCUGGUUGCAUACUGCGCCGGAAACUGCACAGGGUUCAAUUUCUUUGGUGUCGAGUACGCGAAGGAAUGCUAUUGUGGCAAUUCUCUUUCGUCUGGUUCUAUGGCAACCACAGACGGCCGAUGCAACAUGGCUUGUGCUGGUAACUCCAGCACGAUAUGUGGCGGACCCAACGGCUUAAGCUAUUAUCGAUUUGUGGUCCCUUCAAGUUCGAGUUCGACCACAUCUUCAAAAACUCUUAUGUCGUCGAGCACUGUAUUUGCAGGUUCACCAUCUGUAGCAAUGAGCACCACGCAGUCGGCGUUUAGCACGAUCAUUGUUGCCAGUGCCUCCUCCACACGCUCCUCAACUUCUGUAACAACAUUCUCGACACUUUUUGAUUCGACCACAUCAUCAAGCUCAACGUCUUCCAGCACGAGUUUCUUACAAGUCUUAUCGACAAGCAUGACUUCAGUUACAAUUACAACCUUGAGUAGGAGCACUAUUAGUACUGGAACGUCCUCCACUUCAAUGUCCGUGCUAGGAUCACUAGCGACAUUCUCGAUCACCACGAGCACCGUCUCAACCGCAAUGUCAACAACGACGUCAACAUUUACCAGGUCAAGCGCCGCCUCAACCUCUCCAGGCUCAACGACUUCCUCCUCCAGCACCAUGGAAAUUCCCACUUCGAUGACGAUGACGACGACGAUCCCGUUUCAACGCUCGGCUGCUCUUACAGCUACAGUGGGCAGUGCAUCCUCUACCUCUUCUACUUCACGGGGUUCAUCAUCAUCUAGCAUCAUGAGUACCACGGCUUCAAGCUCUAGCAGCACGACAUAUCAUUCUCCUUCUCCUCCUGCUACGAGCACGGGCACAAGCAUGAGCAGCAAGAGUAUAAUAACCAGCAGCACGACGAUCAUACCACCCUCGAGCUUCAGUCUGGUGCUCUCAAGUUCCAGUUCAAGAAGCGCAACGGCCAUUUCCAGCAUCAUCCCUUCUUCCUCCUCCUUAGGCUCUUCUCUCACAUCCAGAACAACUUCGACUUGGACGUCAAGCCCAAGCCCAACAUCCGAACCCGAUCCAACCGACCCCUACAUCCCGCUAGGCUGCGCCCCCGAAGCGUCCGGCGGCCGACUGUUGUCCUCUUUAAGCAGCACGUCCAACAGCAUGACGGUCCAAACGUGCCAGAGCUUCUGCACAUCGAACGGGUUCCCCUUCUCGGGGGUCGAAUACGGGCGGGAAUGCUACUGCUCGUCCAGGCUCGCGGCGUCGACCGCAGUCAACGCAACAGGCUGCAGCAUGCCAUGCGCGGGCAACGGCACGCAGACAUGCGGCGGCCGCAGCCAGCUGAACGUGUACCGCAACGCGCUCCUCCCGGUGGCCGGGACGCAGACGCCGCUCCUGGGCUACGGCUACUCGGGGUGCUACACAGACUCGUCUGCGGCGGCGCGCCUGCUGGGGAGGUACAGCUUCAGCAGCGUGUCGGGCAUGACGCAGGGGGUGUGCGUGGCGGCGUGCCAGGACCGGGGCUUUGGAUACGCGGGUGUCGAGUAUGGGCGGGAGUGCUAUUGUGGUGAUGGGAUGAAUCUGGUUGGGCCUGGUGGUAAGGCGGAAAAGGCGGCGAGUGAGGACGAGUGCGACAUGUUGUGUACGGGUGAUCGUGCGCAGAUCUGUGGUGGGCGGAGCCGCAUUGGAGUUUGGAGCGUGCAAGGCUGA